GAAAAGGUUCGGAAUGUUACCGUUAGUAUGCAACAAAAGUAAAACUUAAAUGAUACUUGAUGCAUUUAAGCCCAGAUCGAGGGAGAAAAAAAGAAGCUGCGCAUUUAAAUGGCUCCAAAUUAGAAAGAACUUUUAUAACCAACUAGCUUCGUUGCCCGGCCCGUCGGCCGGGUAGAUUUUUUUACCAUUUAUAUUGAUUUGUAUAUUUGUACAAUCUUUAAAAUUAUUUUGGAUUUGAGAAAAAUAGUUCUCCAUGUGGACUUUUUGAGUUUUGAGUCAUACAUUAUUUUUUUCUUAGACAUUUUUAUGUUUCUUUCUAAUACAUGAAUUUUUCUAUAGUUAUUUUUAUGGGUUGGUCACGGGUCGGUUAGAAAAAUACUUCUUUAACAAAAAUUAUAGGACUCUUAAAGUAUGCGUCACAGUACAAAACUUCGAUUACGAAACUUACAAAAUUCGUAUUUUGCCAUCCUUGAUACAAAUCAUACCACCUCUAAUACGAUCAUAUCAGAGGUUUUACGACCCAAGAAUUGUAGGAUUUGUAGAAUAUAGUUUUGUAUUUUAUAACUUUUUUAAUAUAAUAAUUAAACAAACUCUUUUAGUAGUUAAAAUAUUUUUCAUCGUUGAUUGAUGAUUUAUUGAAAACUACCACAAAUUGAUAUGCAAAAUACCAUCAUGUGAAAGAGAUAAUGAUAUAUGCAUGUAAGAUAUUGUGGCCCUAAAAUAAUUUAAAUAAAAAAAUUAGAUUUGAUCAAUGUAAUUAUCAAAUGAAACUCACCCGAUAGUAUUUCCCUUUGGGUAUUCUAACAAUGGAAGACGGGAGGGAAAAUUAGAAAAGAGCCAAAACUCAAGAGACACAAAUUGACUGAAGAUGUUGGCCAGAAUUAAACAAAUUUUCAACCUGCGAACAAAACUAAAAGUUAUUAGAAGGAAGAUGGAAACAGAGAGUGCAGUUCAAACAUGGGAAAGGAGACGGUGAAUGGAGGACUUCGCUUGAGAAGAAUUGGGACUGGUGGCGAAGGCGAAUCGGUGGCGCAACUCCUCCAAGCGAUACCCCGCUGUACAUGGUUGAGAAAGACAUAUUGAUGUGGGAAUCGGGGCAGCAGGCGGUUGUCGCCCUUCAUCAGGGGAUAUCAAUUCAAAACUUAACUAUAGCAAUAGCCAAUGCGGAUCGAACGAAGUUUGAAGAGUUGGAAACGUCACCAGAGAGCCCUUUCUAUGGAAGUUAGGAUGAUGUGGCGGCCGCCGACGGGGAGAAUUUCCAUUGGAUAAAGCGCCUUUGAGAUUGUGAGCGAUUGAGACUUUGGAGAUUGAUGAAGUUGUUUAAUAAUUGGACGGGUAAAGAAAACAGUGGAUAUAAAAGAGAAGGGGCGGGUGCGGAAACCGAAGGAAGGUGGCUGACGUGGACAACCUCUCCUUUCAGUUGGGAGUACGUGGCAUGGGGCCAAAACUGAAAAUGCUUUAAUAUUUUUUAAGAAACGUCGAGUUCUUCCUCUGAAAUCAACUCUCGCGCUUUCAAUCUCACAUCCAUGGCGCUUUCUUCUUUUCGCGAUGCCUGCCCUACUGUGAAGAACAUUCUCUUACUGGAUUCGGAAGGGAAGCGUGUGGCUGUCAAGUACUAUUCAGAUGACUGGCCGACGAAUAACUCCAAGCUAGCCUUUGAGAAAGCUCUGUUUACCAAAACAAUGAAGACUAAUGCCCGGACAGAAGCGGAGAUUACCAUGUUUGACAACUACAUCAUCGUCUACAAGUUCAUUCAGGAUCUCCACUUCUUUGUCACUGGAGGGGAUGAUGAAAAUGAACUUAUAUUGUCUGCAGUGCUCCAAGGUUUCUUUGAUUCUGUUGCUCUUCUCCUGAGGAACAACGUUGACAAGAGAGAGGCACUUGAGAACUUGGAUCUCAUCUUCUUAUGCCUUGACGAGAUUGUUGAAAGAGGGAUGAUAUUGGAGACUGAUGCCAAUGUCAUUGCCGGAAAGGUGGCGGUCAAUAGCAUGGAUCCUGCUGCACCAUUGUCUGAGCAGACGAUCUCUCAAGCAUUGGCUACAGCUCGGGAGCAUUUAACGCGAACCCUCUUCCAGUGAGGAGAAUCAACAAGCGACGGCGUGAUAGCAAAGAUCUGUUCCAUUCUGCUGCAUUGUUAUUACCGACCAGCAUGGUUGCAGCCUUGCAGGAACUAAGAACAGGACUUUUAAGAAUAGAGAGAGAGUGACAGUUUUCAUUUAACAUUGUAGCUCUGCCUUCCACCGCAUUUGUAUUAUGUUUUUUUGUUCGCGAGGGGUCGUGGUCCUACCGUCAGCCGCCUUCUUUCCCGCCGGUGAAGGUAUGUGUAGCAUUAGCGCCAGUCACGGGCCAGGCCGAGGGAGUGGGGCCCAGGCCCAGCCCACUUGUCAUGCGGCCCAUACACAUACACGUAGCUUGUACCGACAAGGAAAAGGGGGGAAAAAUAUAUAACCCUAAUCAUUCUUAAUUUAUUGGACAGAACGGCGAUUAUAAAAAAAAGACAGAACGGCGAGCUUGGAGGGAAGCGAACAAGCAACAAACCGUGGAGGGAGAAAGAGGAGAAGCGACAAAAGGAAUUCCAUUGUUCGUCGUUCGAUAAUCCAGUAUUCUUUUCCUUUUUGUUACUAAUUCAUUAUAGAUAUAUAUUCAUGUGUUUUAUUUUUAUUAUGAACUAAACUUCAAUGGAGAGAAACACUAUUAGAAUGCAGUUAUUUUUAGAUAUGAUGAUUUCUUCAAAUCUUUAUUGCCCUGAAAUUUACUCUUAAUGCUUUGUAUUGCUUGGCUAACAAUACAAUGAUUCGUAGUUAAAUAGGUCAUUAACGAAAGUGAAUCCCUAAUAACUGAAUAUAUUCCAUCGAGCGUAGUAACUUAUCGAAGCGAUAGUGAAUUAAUUAAGCGAGCGAUGUUAU
Messenger RNA from Linum trigynum, 2906 nucleotides. NCBI's taxonomy places the organism in Eukaryota, Viridiplantae, Streptophyta, Magnoliopsida, Malpighiales, Linaceae. The record is from the annotation of a GenBank genome assembly.